Molecule: messenger RNA, 1643 nt
Organism: Hyaena hyaena (striped hyena)
Lineage: Eukaryota; Metazoa; Chordata; Mammalia; Carnivora; Hyaenidae
Gene: PLIN1
Product: perilipin 1
Exons: 9
Coding region: 66-1634 (522 amino acids)
Biological process (GO): lipid metabolic process
Cellular component (GO): lipid droplet
Source: RefSeq, a predicted model, not a curated record
GGAUGCCUUCACCCGCUUCACCAACCAGACCCAGGGCCGGGACCGACUCUUCAGCGUGAAGAGCUAUGACGGCAGUCAACAAGGGCCCAGCCUUGCCGGAUGGAGACCUCCCUGAGCAAGAGAACGUCCUGCAGCGAGUCCUGCAGCUGCCAGUGGUGAGCGGCACCUGCGAGUGCUUCCAGAAGACCUACGCCAGCACCAAGGAAGCCCACCCCCUGCUGGGCUCUGUGUGCAAUGCCUACGAGAAGGGUGUGCAGGGCGCCAGCAGCCUGGCGGCCUGGAGCAUGGAGCCCGUGGUCCGCAGGCUGUCCACCCAGUUCACAGCAGCCAACGAGCUGGCCUGCCGAGGCCUGGACCACUUGGAGGAAAAGAUCCCAGCCCUCCAGUACCCUCCUGAAAAGAUCGCCUCUGAGCUGAAGGACACCAUCUCAACCCGCCUUCGCAGUGCCAGGAAUAGCAUCAGCGUUCCCCUUGCCAGCACUUCGGACAAGGUCCUGGGGGCCGCUCUGGCCAGCUGCGAGCUCGCCUGGGGGGUGGCCAAAGACACGGCCGAGUAUGCUGCCAACACCCGGGCCGGCCGGCUGGCCUCCGGGGGGGCCGACCUGGCCCUGGGUGGUGUCGAGAAGGUGGUAGAGUACCUCCUCCCUUCAGCCAAGGAAGAGUCAGCCCCUGAUCCAGGACACCCGCAGGUCCAGAAGCCUCCCAAAGGCAAGCGGAGCCUGGUGAGCAGGGUCGGUGCCCUGGCCAACACCCUGUCCCAACACACCUUCCAGACCACAUCCCGGGUGCUGAAGCAGGGCCACGCCCUGGCCAUGUGGAUCCCAGGUGUGGCGCCCCUGAGCAGUCUGGCCCAGUGGGGAGCGUCGGCGGCCUUGCAGGUGGUGUCGCGGCGGGAGAGUGAGGUGCGGGUGCCCUGGCUGCACAGCCUCGCCGCCACCCAGGAGGAGGACCACGGUGACCACACAGACGGAGAGGAGACGGAGGAGGAAGAGGUGGAGGAGGAGGAGUCCGAUGCCGAGGAGAACAGGCUCAAUGAGGUGGCAGCCCUGCCUGGCCCACAAGGGCUCCUGGGCAGCGUGGCCCACACCGUGCACAAGGCCCUGCAGAGCACCGUGUCAGCCGUGACGUGGGCGCCCGUGGCCGUGCUGAGCUCGGCAGCCAGGCUGCUGCACCUCGGCCCGGCCCCCGCUGUCUCCUCCAGCAAGGGGAGGGCCAUGUCCCUGUCGGACGCCCUGAAGGGCGUCACUGACAACGUGGUGGACACGGUGGUGCACUACGUGCCGCUCCCCAGGCUGUCGCUGAUGGAGCCCGAGAGCGAAUUCCGGGACAUCGAUAACCCGCCCGCCGAGGCCGAGCGCCGGGAGGCGGAGCGCAGGGCGUCUGGGGCGCCGCCCGCGGGUGCGGAGGCCGCGCCGCGCCCCCCGCAGCCCCGCAGCAGCCUGCGGACGGCGCGCAGCCUCGGGGGUCCCGGGCCGGAGGACAGGGCGGACGCGCCCGCCGCGCCGCGCCCGGCCUUCCCGGCGGUGCCCCGCGAGAAGCCCACGCGCAGGGUCAGCGACAGCUUCUUCCGGCCCAGCGUCAUGGAGCCCAUCCUGGGCCGCGCGCAGUACAGCCAACUGCGCAAGAAGAGCUGAGCCGCGCGC